AUGGCCGAACCACAGCCUGAAGGCGUUCACGAGGGUGCCGCAGAACCCCACGCACCAACGGGUACAGCCGACGAUCGCAAAGCUGCCGCUGCACUGUCCACACUCGAUGCACAGGAUGAUACAGGAGUGAAAAAGGAGGUUGAUGGCAAUGCCCUUGACCAGGCGAUGAAGGGACUCAGUGUCAAAGGCGGCAAGGGUGAGGAAAAGAAGAAGAAUGUCAAGAUAGAAGCUUCAGAUGUCACACUUUUGGUCUCUGAACUUGAGUUGUCGAAGCAGAAAGCGACAGAGCUGUUGCGCGCCAAUGACGGCGAUGCGGUGAAAGCUAUGACAGCUUAUGUUACGGUUCCUCCUUGA
Plenodomus lingam JN3 is the source of this 354-nucleotide messenger RNA. RefSeq lists its product as uncharacterized. The record is from RefSeq and is a predicted model, not a curated record. Gene Ontology annotation, biological process: negative regulation of apoptotic process; protein stabilization. Lineage: Eukaryota; Fungi; Ascomycota; Dothideomycetes; Pleosporales; Leptosphaeriaceae.